Messenger RNA from Rhopalosiphum padi (bird cherry-oat aphid), 2244 nucleotides. Its product is annotated as 52 kDa repressor of the inhibitor of the protein kinase-like. Bases 1 to 2244 code for a protein of 747 amino acids. The transcript has 4 exons. NCBI's taxonomy places the organism in Eukaryota, Metazoa, Arthropoda, Insecta, Hemiptera, Aphididae. Gene Ontology annotation, molecular function: protein dimerization activity. The record is from RefSeq and is a predicted model, not a curated record.
AUGGCACAAAAAAAGCAAGAAUCGAUAACUUCUUUUUUUAAGUUAACGCCUAACAACGAUACUUCUACGAAUAAACGAGCAUCCUCGCCAGUAAACUCGACUGAAUCUGUUAAAAUUUGUCGUACUUUAAGCUUAGAUACAAAUGACUCAAUUAAUGUUUCUUUAACCGAAGACAGUAAUAAUUAUGAUAUUGGGUUUUAUACUGACCGUAUGUUAUCGAAUGAACAUCUUAACAUCUUAAUUGUUAUGACAAAAAUUUGGAUGCCAAAUAUAUCUUACAAAUUCCCACAAAAACUAUAUACAGUUCAAAAUAAAUCAAAAUAUUUAAAGUUCCAAUAUUCGUGGCUAUUAAGAUUCUCUUGGUUGGCAUACUCCAAAAUCGAAAAUGCUGAUUUCAAAGAACAUUCUACCAAGGGUUAUCAUAAAACAUGUGUGUUAAGUUCAGAUCAUUUUAUUGAUGUUAUAAAACAUCCUGGAAAGUCUAUAGCGUGCAAAAUAGAAACUGGAAGAGCUGAACAAAUUAUAAAAAAUCGACAAAACAUAUCUCCAAUAAUUCAAACAGUAAUUUUAUGUGGUAAACAAAAUAUUCCGCUUAUGCGACAUCGAGAUUCUGGGAAAAUUAUUGUAGAACAAGAAAAUGACAAGCUAAUCCAAAACCAGGGAAAUUUUAGAGAAAUAUUGAGAUAUAGAGCCCAAGGAGAUGACCAUUUUAAAUCAUUUUUGGAAGCUGAAGGAACAAUAAAAUAUAAAAGCGCAACACUUCAAAACGAAAUCAUUGAAUCUUGCAAUAAAAUUAUUUUAAAUAAAAUUGUAACAAACAUAAAUUCCCAAAAAUGUUUUACAAUACUUGCUGACGAAACGGCCGACAUUAGUGGAAUCAAACAAGUAUCUUUAUGUGCGCGCUAUUUAGAUGUUGAAAAUAUGAUUAUCAAGGAAGAAUUUCUUCAGUUUGUGCCUACGACAGAUACUACUGGAAAAGAAACAAAAUACCUAAGAGGGCAGGGUUACGAUGGAUGUGCGUCAAUGUCCGGUCAAUUUAACGGAGUUCAAGCUAUUAUUCGCCAAAUUCACCCACUUGCGACGUAUGUUCAUUGUGCUGCUCAUGUUUUAAACAUUGCUGUUCCUUAUUCAUGUUCUAUACAAGAAAUACUAAAUUGUUUAGGAACAAUAUCUAAAGUUCGAGAUUUCUUCAUAUACCCCAAGCGAAAAGAUGUGUUGAAAAAUGAAAUCGAAGAAAGUCAAGAAUGUAUUACAAAAAAAACAUUAAAAAGAUUAUGUGCGACUAGAUGGGUUGAACGUUUUCAUGCUGUUAAUGAUUUUCUUGAACUUUUCGAGUACGUAAUUGAAUCGUUAUUUAUAAUUUCGAAGUGGAAUGACACUGAAACAUCAUCACAAGCAAGCAAUUUACGAACAUCAAUACUGAAAGGAGAUUUUAUUAUUUGCUUACUUAUUGUGAAUAAAGUAUUUAUUUAUGGACUACCUCUUUCAAAACAACUUCAACGAAUAAAUAUUGAUCUAGGCGAAGCUAUGGAUCUUGCGGAAGAUACAAUAAAAGAACUUCAAACUAUAAGAUCGAAUGCUGAGUCUGAAUUUCAUACAAUUUUUGAAAAUGCAUUGACUUUAGCAAAUAAACUAGAUAUAAAUAUUUCCAUACCACGUAUUACAGGAAGACAAACGAAAAGAGUAAAUAUUGAAACAAAUUCACCAACAUCAUAUUUUCGAGUUGCUUUUUUUAUUCCUUAUUUAGAUACAUUUAUAGAUCAACUAAAUUCAAGGUUUGUGAAUCAAAAAAUGUUAUUAUUGGACUUCAAAUCAUUAAUUUCAACAGACGAAAAUGAACCUCGCUUCUUACGCCUGGCACAAAAGUACAUGUUUGACUUAAAUGAAUGUGAAGAAUCUGUGUUAUUGGCCGAGUUCAAAUUAUGGCAAAGACGUUUAAAAAAUAUUAAAUCAUCAAAUAUACCAAGAAAUUCCAUGGAAGCAAUAGUUUUAUGCAAUAGACAAGUUUAUCCAAGUGUAUUUAAACUAUUACAGAUUUUUGCAACUUUACCAGUAUCAACUGCAUCUAGUGAGAGGUCAUUUUCAAACUUGAAAAGAAUAAAGACAUACUUGCGGAACACAAUAUCACAAGCGCGGUUAAAUGGUUUAGCUAUGCUAGCUAUCCACAGAGAAGUUGGAAUUGAUGUCAAUGAAGUGAUCGACCAUCUAAGUUUAAAGAAGAGACGCUUAGAUUUUUUACUAUAG